GUCAGCAAUACACAUGAUGUCGAGACUCAAGGUACUGCUGGUAGUCGCUUCCUUUGCGGCGCUAGCCUUUGGGGAAUCCGAAAAAACCUUCCGAGGAGAUAAAGUCAUUCGGGUCAUUCCAAAAACUGACGACGAAGUCCGGAUAUUGGCAGAUCUAGAGCAUGAUCCUACAGUUGAGGUGAGUUUCUGGAAGGAGGCGCAUGCGCCUGGCAUGGCGGCAGACAUCCACGUUCCCGCCCGUUACUAUGGAGACGUCGCGCGUCACUUGGACAAAAACGGUCUGAAAUUCGCCAUCCAGAUCAUCGACCUGCAGAGUGAAGUAGAUAACGAGAAGUUGACCUUGGGCAGAUCCGAAGGGUUCUUUUCCGGCUAUAAGCCCCUUGAUAAGAUCGAGGAUGAGAUGCGUCGCUUGGCUGGCGUACAAACUUUAGCGCAAGUAACGAUGAACACUGUAGGAUCAACUUACGAGGGACGUCAACAAUAUUACAUGGAGAUAAAAGGCAGGAGCCUCCCAGAAAAACCUGUGUUCUUCAUGAACUGCGGGAUCCAUGCACGGGAAUGGAUUACCCCAGCAACUUGUAUGUACAUCAUUACACAGUUCAUCACCAAGUAUCGUAGUGAUAAGAGCGUGACAGAAGUUUUGGACAAGAUGGACUUUAUCAUCAUGCCAGUUCUUAAUGCAGACGGUUAUGUAUAUACAUGGACAGGGAACCGCAUGUGGAGGAAGACAAGGAAGCCAAACAUCCAGAGCUGGUGGGGCCAAAAAACAUGCUAUGGGACAGAUCCCAACCGCAACUGGGGCUACAAGUGGGGAUUACCUGGUGCAAGCUCUAACCCAUGCAGUGACACGUUCCGUGGAAAAACAGCUCAAUCAGAGGUGGAGGUAGAUAACGUGGCAAAAUUCUUGAAAGGGCUUGGCCCCCGUGUCAAGGGGUACAUGGACAUCCACGCCUACAGUCAGUUCUGGAUGAUCCCUUGGGGUUACACCACAGCAAAUGCCAAGGACCACAAGGAACUGAUGAGGGUGUCGAAAAUUGGUGUAGAUGCGAUCCGCCAGACGUAUGGCACAGCAUACCGAUAUGGCUCAUCAUCUAACAUUAUCUAUAAGAAUUCUGGAAGUAGCAAAGACUACACAUAUGGGCACCUGAAUAUCAAAUACUCAUUUGCUCUGGAACUAAGAGACACAGGACGUUAUGGCUUCCUGCUACCUCCCGGACAGAUCCUACCGACUGCACUCGAGACAUUCAAUGGAAUCAUAGCCAUGGCAAAAGCUAUGGAGAUAUAGUCAUGAUGUAAUACAUAGAAGAAGGUCUCAAAUUAGAUGACAAUACAGUA
This is a messenger RNA of Nematostella vectensis (starlet sea anemone), 1335 nucleotides long. Its product is annotated as carboxypeptidase B. The record is from RefSeq and is a predicted model, not a curated record. Lineage: Eukaryota; Metazoa; Cnidaria; Anthozoa; Actiniaria; Edwardsiidae. Bases 14 to 1285 code for a protein of 423 amino acids. Gene Ontology annotation, biological process: proteolysis. The transcript is spliced from 10 exons. Gene Ontology annotation, molecular function: zinc ion binding; metallocarboxypeptidase activity.